AUGUCCAUAGCAACAUCCCCAGUAGCUGAUCCGAGCCAUACUCGUGGACUUCUACGGAAACAAGUACUCGCCCUAACGAAGAAGAAUUUCAUCCUUUCCCGAAGAUCCAAGAUUACCGUAUGCUGCGAAAUUCUAUUGCCGCUCUUUGUCGCAGUGAUUACCUUCGUUGUCGCACCUCUGGUGAAUCCUGGUUCUCGAGACUUGCGGACUAUUCCCGAAGCACCGUACCCGUACAACCUGAAUACCGGUGUUAGAAAUGGUUCGUUCUUUUACGCAUCUGGUUUGAGAAAAGUUUACGACAAGUUCCCACAGUUCGCAGCUGUGACGCCUUUCGAUGACAUGUUCAACAAGUCCAACUCUGUCCUAAUGCUAUUAACAUGUGCCUGCCAGCGAUUGGCAAUUGGUCCUGCUGGCUCGCGCGAGGCUGAGGAAUUCGCCGCUUAUCUCAACGGAGAAUUCAACGCUGUCUUUAAAGGGAUUCGCUUGCCGCAGUGUAAAAGGUCUCCCAUCAUAACCAUCACAACCUCAAUUGACGAUCCCAGUGAAUACGUGAGGAGUUCAGACUAUGGUUCGAGUAGUGCUCCCCUGCUCUGUGGGUACAUGGAUGUGUCCAACCCAUCGGAGUUGCUAAUAAUGGGUAAUGCUACUAUCGGGGAUCGCCGUCAGUUUAGCGCUAUCAGUAUCGACUAUAGUGAGAACAACAAAUUCUGGUAUGGCGAAAACGGUGACAUACAGCAUGGUGACCCUGAUGAGAACGGCCUGAUUUACUAUAGUGCUUUGAACUUCCCAGCGUUCUUCGGAGCAUAUAUGGAUUUCCAACGUGGAGAACAUAGGCCUAUAGCUGGCCUCUAUCCUGUGCCCUAUAAUGCUUACAGCACUCGGAGCUCGGGCAGUGAUCUCAAGCUGUUGGGAAAUGUCCUUGGUCCUUUUCUAUAUACUUUUUCUGCUUUCUCUGUUGCAAGAAAGCUCAUUUCAGAGAGGAAGGGCAGACUGCGGGAAGGUAUGCGCAUAAUGGGUCUCUAUGAUUUCCCAUACAACGUGUCGUGGUAUUUAUGGUAUGUAACUUUUUAUUUUGUAUUCUCUAUCGUCGUGGCAGCGCUAUCGUUGAUCGUUCUCCCGAUAGUCAGCGCGCUUUGGCUCUUCAUCUUGUCACUACUGUACUUCUUCGGCUCAUUGUCGUUCGCCUUUGCCAUCUCGACGCUCUUCGAGAACCCCAAUUCGGGAUCGACGUUAACUGCGGUCAUCUACUAUGUUGUUGCUAUCUCCGUAUCUGUGAUCGACCGUGAAACGAGCAAAUGGGCGAUCAGUCUACUGCCACAAUGCGCAUUCACUCUGAUCGUGCAGAAUCUUGGCCAACAGCUAUUCCUGGGUCUGGAAACUCCGUCGGCAACUUUAGCAUAUCAGAACUUCACCCUGCUACAAGGAUUGGUGAUACUGAUCGUGGACUUCAUAUUGUGGACGUUGUUGUAUCUCUAUCUGGACCAAGUCGUUCCUCACGAGUAUCGAGCAACUCGUAGAUUCUACUUCUUGUUCACUCGUGGGUUCUUGCGGGAAAUGUUUGGUAAAGAUGAGGAAGUCCCUUCUCGAGGGGAGGCGACUGAUAUUGUGCAUUCCGAGUCGAGUAGUGUUACCAUGGCUGAGGGUAUAGAAAGGCUCAAGGGGUUCAUUCAGGUUGAUUUUGGCAACGUACAUGCAGUGGACGGCCUAGAUCUCACUAUGUAUCGAGAUGAACUAUUCGUCCUCCUUGGUCAUAAUGGUGCUGGCAAGUCUACGACUAUCAAUGUCCUCAGCGGAAUGAUAAGACCAAAGAGCGGAGAUGUAACUAUUUUCAAUAGAGAGGUGCCAACGGAGAUGCCCAUUAUCAGAAGGAGUAUGGGUGUUUGCCCACAGAACAAUGUCCUGUGGGACGAUUUAACAGUGUCGGAGCAUUUCGAACUCUUCGCCAACAUCCGGGGUUUGUCGAGAGACAAGUACGCUCUGGAUUUCGCGACUGAGAUGGAACUCGGUCAUAAGUUCGGAGCACGAGUAAAGACAUUGUCAGGCGGCAUGAAGAGGAAACUAUCGGUUGGGUUGGCCUUCGUUGGCGACUCGAAGUUGGUCAUAUUGGAUGAGCCGAGCAGCGGUAUGGACCCGAGUGCCCGGCGUAGAAUGUGGGAUUUCCUGAGAUCAAAACGUGAAGGAAGAAUUCUCUGCAUCACUACGCACUACAUGGACGAGGCGGAUGUGUUAGCAGAUCGAGUUGGUAUAAUGGAGAAUGGUAAACUGACGGCCUAUGGCACCACCAGCUUCCUCAAGCAGCAAUUUGGUGCCGGCUAUACACUAAGCAUCGCCAAGAAGGACUCCACUACACCUGAUGAUCCUCUUAUCGAUGCUGUCCGGGAGAAUACCGACGACCCGUCCUCCGUGCGUGUACGGUCAAGUGCUGGUCAGGAACUCGCCCUACAGAUUCCGUUCGAGAAUGCCCCCAAUCUACCGUCCGUUUUUGAUGCUCUGAAUGUGUUCAAGUCGGAAGGCGAGAUAAGCUCUUACGGCAUAUCUGUGACCACAAUGGAAGAUGUCUUCCUGAAUGUUGCCCGACGUUCUCACGGUGAUGAUGAGCAGCUGUCUAGAUUGAGGAGUCGUACGUAUACCAAUGAAGAUAAGAGUGUUAUGCAUGAUGUACCGGUGAAGCCUCACCCGAUGCAGCAGUUCUUCGGCCUCAUGACCAGGCGUGUGAAAUACGCCUGGAGGAACUGGCCUGGGACUCUCGCGGCGCUGACGAUUCCAUUCCUGGUCAUACUCAUCCUUAUGGGUUUGCAGUAUCUAGGUGUGUCUGUGCCCGAUGCCCGCAGCUUGGCUUUGAGAUGGAGUGGCGGUACACCUUACGGUAUCUCCCAGCAGGACCACAUCAUAGGGCGGUGGGAUCUGAUGAACCCAGAUGUGGUUACAGUGCAGAGAGGCUCGGUGGACUUGCCGGACAUCAACUCGGCCACUCCCCUUACGUCAGAGGAGUUCCAGGUUUGUUCUCAAUGGAGGCCGUACGAGAUGAUUCCGCUCACGAAUGUGUCGUCUAACUUCAAUCUAUGCGCGGGUAUUCUGAGAUUCUCUGCCUCAUUGCUUGGGGAGGACACGGCAUGGUUCGAGGUGACUGCACUCGGCGUCACUUCGCGGUCUGUAUUCGCCGAUAUGACGGCACUCCACAUGGUGCCAUUUGCGCUGGCUGGUAGUGAAGCCCCUGGUGUGGUCAAUUUCCCCUUCCCACAUACGGCCUACCAGAACAGCAAGUCCCGGAGUAACAUUGUUCUCACUCUGGCAGUUGGGGGUUACUUCGCUAUAGCUCUCACGGUCAUUUCUGGCUCGUUGCUAUCAUAUGUUAUGAUGGAGAAAACGAAAGGCAUCAAGGAGCAAUUGUAUGUGAGUGGAUGUGGCCUGCUCACGUAUUGGGUGACCAGUUGGAUCUUUGACUUUUUCAUCACCUUCAUUGCUAUAUGUCCGACAUGGAUACCCCUGGCUAUCUUUGAUAUAGAAGCAUAUCUCGAUCCCAGCAAUAUGGUCGCCGUAUGGGUGUUGCUCAUUGGUUUCUGUUUCGCCAUGCCACCGUUCAACUACCUGGUCUCCCUGCUCUCACGUACUAAUACCAUAGCGACUUACAUCCAGGUCGCAUCUGGUGUCGGAGGUGGCCUUAUUGGGUCAUUUGUGGUAGCCAUUUUGUAUUUCGGCGUAGUUGCUCCGGAGCUUGGACUGGCUCUCACGUGGAUACUGAGGAUGGUGCCGACAUUCCCGGUGGCUCAGGCUCUGACUACCCUCUUCUUCACUUACCUGGGCUUCUUGAGUAGGCCGUCGGGCGGUGCUGUGAGGACUAAUGCGUUCGACUCGCAAAUGCUGAAUACGUGUAGUGAAGUGCGGCUGAAAGGUCUCGAUGAUAAGAUCUACGACACAUGCCUUGGAGUUGCGGGAGAUGAUGUCAUCAUGCUCUUCCUCUUCGGUGUGAUAUACUUCGGUCUCACCAUUCUAAUCGACUACAAGAAGAACGACGAUAAGUGGAAUCCUGACCGUGAUCUGUCUGUACCCUCGGAGAAGCUUGGUGUAGAGGAUGAGAGAGUGAUAGCGGAGAAGGACAGAGUAUCGAAGCUCGAUCCUACGACUCAAAUGAUCUACUUUAAGGAUCUCAAGAAAGUCUUCUAUCCGGGAAAGAAAAAUGAGGCAAGUCCACUGAUAAGAAAUGUAUGGGCAGUGAGGGGUAUCAAUUACGCUUUAGCUGAUGGCGGAGUGUUCGGCCUGCUCGGAGUUAAUGGUGCCGGCAAGACCACUACCUUCAGAAUGCUUUGCGGUUUGAUAAGACCAAGUUCUGGUCAUAUCAGUCUCAUUGGUCAGCCACUGCUCGGGAACGUCUAUGAGGUUCGCCAGAAUAUCGGAUAUUGCCCACAGGAUAGUCCUUUGUUGGAAGGGCUCACCACUGAGGAGCAUCUCAUGUUAUAUGGCCGAAUUCGUGGAGUGUCGUCGGCUGUAUUGAAGGAUCAUGUCAUAGAACUGUUAGGGAUCCUUCAACUAGAGCGCUACGCUGCCAAAAUGGCAACAAGGCUCUCUGGUGGUAACCAACGUAAGCUAUGCGUUGGCAUCGCCCUGGUGGGACAGCCUUCUGUGGUGUUCCUCGAUGAGCCGACGACUGGUGUUGAUCCGGAUGCAAGAAGGCGCAUUUGGGAUGUUAUUCACAAGAUAGCUCACGGGCGGGCGAAGUCUUCUGCAGUUGUGCUCACGACGCAUAGUAUGGAAGAGGCUGAUGCUCUGUGCGAAACUAUGGUCAUCCAAGUUGAUGGUCAAUUCCGCUGUAUUGGAUCAUCCCAACAGAUAAAGACGGACUACGGUCAAGGGUUUAAAUUGUGGAUAUCUUUCACAGAGCUAUCGCCUGCUGCGAGUGCUGAGCUCCUCAGAAAGUUCCCUGUCCUGAAGGAAGCCGUGGAGAAAGACAACUCACAAAGAUUGACAUUGACCGAUGAGGAGUUGACGACGUCUCUCAGCCUACUCGGAAUAACGGAACCUCGUGUCAUCCAGAGUAUCAUGACCACCGGUACCUUGAAUGAGUAUGAUAAUAAACGUAUAUUUACUAUUUCGUCAUUGUCCGCGGCGGUGAUGAGUGGAGCUUUGCACGUUAGGGCUCUCCACUGGAUGCAUUCCCAUAUAUCUCCCGAAUGUGAAAGUGUCGGGGAAAUCGGGGAAUUCAGUUUGCCUCGUACCAUUAGUCUCGGUGAAGUUUUUUCUAAGUUGUCCGAUUCAAAUAUAAAAGAAGAACUUUGCUUCAACGAUUUCCAAUUAUCUCAGACGACCCUUGAACAGAUUUUCAACAGGUUUGCUCAUGGCGAUCAUUCUGUUUGAUGUAACAACUGAAGUUAUGGGUGGCUAGAAGCAGCCGGCUCAGCACACUCUGCUUUCUCUCCUGUCUUCUGUAAUUUGUACGUCUAGAUAUCAACUGGUCCCCAAUUUUGCUCACUAAGUGUCAGCGUUA
Perkinsus marinus ATCC 50983 is the source of this 5482-nucleotide messenger RNA. RefSeq lists its product as hypothetical. The transcript has 17 exons. Gene Ontology annotation, molecular function: ABC-type transporter activity; ATP binding; lipid carrier activity. Gene Ontology annotation, biological process: lipid transport; transmembrane transport. Gene Ontology annotation, cellular component: membrane; intracellular membrane-bounded organelle. The record is from RefSeq and is a predicted model, not a curated record. Lineage: Eukaryota; Perkinsozoa; Perkinsida; Perkinsidae. The coding region runs from base 1 to 5352 and encodes 1783 amino acids.